Messenger RNA from Paramecium octaurelia, 1286 nucleotides. NCBI's taxonomy places the organism in Eukaryota, Ciliophora, Oligohymenophorea, Peniculida, Parameciidae. The record is from the annotation of a GenBank genome assembly.
AUGAUUAAUGAAAUUUUAUCAAUGAUUGUCUUGGUAAUAAUAGCAUUUUUCAUUGCCAUUAUUAUCAAAUACGCUAUCGAUUCAUAUAUGAUGGAUUAAGAAUCAAGCAAGGAUUAAACUUAUAAAAUUUUUAAUACAAAUGAACUUCAAAAGAGGCAGAAUCUUAAAGAGAUUCAAUAAGAACAGGAAUUAAUUUAAGAAAACACAAUGUAAAAUGAAGAGGAUUACAAUGACAAUUAAUAAAAAACAAUAUUUUCAAUAAACAAAAUUUCAACUCCCGUAUGUAAUUUAAAUCAAAGUAAUUAAGAACAACCAAAUUUUGAUAAAAAUUCAAAAUAAGAAAAGUAAAUAGUGAAUAAAAAGAGUGAAAAAUUCUUGAUUGAAGACAUUCAAAUUCAAACAACUUAAUUCAGAAAAGCAUUUGAAAACUAAAUUUAAAAAGAAAAUUAUUAACUAUUUAUUUAAGCAUAAGAAGAAAGUAAGUUGGUCUUAAACCCAAUUAUGCCCAAAUUAGCUAAGAAUUAAUAGGAUGAUUUUGAGAAUUGGAUUUUAGGUUUAUACAAUAUUCAUAAUAAUUACAUUCCAGAUGAAGUUUUUAUAAGCUAAAUAUUAAACUAAAAUUAAUUAGAAAAAGAACUGGGAGUGAAUAAUUAGAGAUUUUCAAUAAAAUUAAGGGAAAGCUUAAUUGGAUUUAGAAAAGUAAAGUAAGAUCAUAACAGUCUUUUUGCCGCCUUAUCUUUUUCAUUUUUGGAAAAUGCUUUAAAAUCCCCAAACUUGAAUCAAUUAGAAAAUGAAAUGAGUUGGAUCAAAACCAUGAACCUAGUCAUCAAGAGUAGGUAAUUUUAGAUGGACUAGAAAAUGUUUUAGAAUCAUCAAAUCUACUUUUUAUAAAAAAUGGUAGAAAUCUAUUAAACUGAGUAUCCAGUUAAUAAUUUGGAACGAUUAAUGAAUGAUAGACAAAGCCAAUUUUAUGGGCUUUCUAUUAUUUACUUUAGAAAUUUAAUAUCAUCAUUAUUAAAUAAUUAAGGGGUUGGUGGAAAUGAUGAAGCAGAAGAGAUUUUGUAUUGGGAAAGUGAAUUGAGCGAAGCUAAUAAAAUUUUUGAAUUGUUAGCUGAAAGACUGAAAAUGUACAAUUUUAGAUUAUAUUUAGUUAAAUUCACGAAUACAGCAUUAAUAAAUUGAAAGGUUAAGUAGAGAUAAUAGUUUAUGGAUAAGAUGAUGAUAGAUAAAUACACUUACUUUGUUCAGAUGAGCAUUAUGACAUAGGGAUCGGAAUGAAUGAUUGA